AUGUUCCCCACUCUCCCAUCCCUCUCCGGUCUACUAUGGAAAAUCCCAUGGCGCCUCUCCGCACCACGCAAAGCACGCCAACGUUUCCGGCUCAAACAGGUCGACAGUGUCAUCUCCGCACUUCAAGCCAGUGGCGUACAGACCAAAUCUCUCGACCGAGCGCUGGAGCUACCGAAAGAACACGAGAUGCCGGCAAAGGACAAGUAUACUGUCUUUUCUGCCAAGUCGAGGGGGUACAGAAAAGGGAUUCACAAAGUUCCCAAAUGGACUCGGAUAACACAACGUGUUAACCCGCGCGGGUUCUAG
Messenger RNA from Dacryopinax primogenitus, 306 nucleotides. Its product is annotated as 60s ribosomal protein l31. The transcript has 4 exons. Gene Ontology annotation, cellular component: mitochondrial large ribosomal subunit. Bases 1 to 306 code for a protein of 101 amino acids. Lineage: Eukaryota; Fungi; Basidiomycota; Dacrymycetes; Dacrymycetales; Dacrymycetaceae. Gene Ontology annotation, molecular function: structural constituent of ribosome. The record is from RefSeq and is a predicted model, not a curated record.